Messenger RNA from Pistacia vera, 1775 nucleotides. RefSeq names its product magnesium/proton exchanger. The coding region runs from base 59 to 1672 and encodes 537 amino acids. Gene Ontology annotation, biological process: metal ion transport; transmembrane transport. Gene Ontology annotation, cellular component: membrane. The transcript is spliced from 8 exons. NCBI's taxonomy places the organism in Eukaryota, Viridiplantae, Streptophyta, Magnoliopsida, Sapindales, Anacardiaceae. The record is from RefSeq and is a predicted model, not a curated record.
UUAUGCUUAUGCAAUUGGCUACAAACUUGUGCCGCAACUUGAGGUUGGCUGAUUAAAGAUGGCCUCUGUAUAUAAGAAAUUUGGAGUUUCCAAUAUUUUGGGGCAUGAAAAAUGUGAUAGCUACCUGCUUUUCAGUGGUGAAACCUCUCUUGGGGAUGGAUUCCGGGCUUUCUUAUAUUUUGUUGGCCUUGCUUACUGUUUCAUUGGAUUGUCGGCUAUAACAGCUUGUUUUUUCCGUUCUAUGGAGAAUAUAGUGAAACACUCGUGUAGGGUAGUAGAAAUAGAUCCUUGCACUAAUGCUGAAAUUGUUAGAUAUGAAAAGGUAUGGAAUUACGCUAUUGCAGAUAUAACCUUGUUGGCCUUUGGAACUAGCUUCCCUCAAAUAUCUUUAGCUACUAUUGAUGCAAUACGAAACCUUGGAAGCCUAUAUGCUGGAGGUUUGGGUCCUGGAACGCUUGUUGGCUCGGCUGCAUUUGACCUGUUUCCUAUCCAUGCUGUUUGUGUCGUUGUUCCAAAGGCUGGAGAAUUGAAAAAGAUAUCUGAUAUAGGAGUUUGGUUGGUAGAGCUCUUUUGGUCUUUCUGGGCUUAUGUCUGGCUGUACAUAAUUUUAGAGGUAUGGACUCCAAAUGUUGUUACAGUUUGGGAAGCCUUGUUGACGGUACUGCAAUUUGGAUUACUUCUGAUAAAUGCUUAUGCUCAAGACAAACGUUGGCCUUACUUAUCUCUUCCUCUAGCAAGAAGUGAGAGGCCAGAGGACUGGGUGCCUGAAGAGGCAGCUUCAUGUAAAGAUGAGAACAAUGUUUAUGAUGGUUGUUCUGAAACACUUGAAGUUGGUGAAGAUGGAACUGGGAACAUUGUUGAUAUUUUUUCUAUUCAUUCCAUAAAUGGGACAGGUCCAGUUUAUGAAAAAGUACCAGGAUCUGAAGAUGUUGCUGAAUCCUCCAAUGAAAUUUUCGAUAAGGAGAUAAAUUUAGACACUAUUAAUGUGGUUGCACUAUGGAAACAGCAAUUUGUGGACGCACUUAUGCUGGUAAACCAAGAAUCAAGGAAAUUGAACAAUUUGUAUCUAAGGCUAGCAAGACUAUUUUGGCAAUCUCUUCUUUUGCCAUGGAGACUUCUGUUUGCUUUUGUGCCUCCUCAUCAUAUUGCUCAUGGGUGGAUUGCCUUCAUUUGCUCCCUAAUUUUCAUCAGUGGUAUAGCUUACAUUUUAACACAACUCACUGAUCUGAUAAGCUGUGUCACAGGAAUAAAUUCUUAUGUCAUUGCAUUUACAGCAUUAGCUGCUGGAACUUCAUGGCCAGAUUUGGUGGCAAGUAAGAUUGCUGCUGAACGUCAGAUAACAGCAGACUCAGCCAUAGCAAAUAUCACUUGCAGCAAUUCUGUGAAUAUAUAUGUGGGCAUUGGCAUUCCAUGGCUGAUUGACACUGCAUACAAUUUCAUCGCAUAUAGGGAACCAUUGACGAUAAAAAAUGCUGAGGGACUCAGUUUCUCUUUGCUUGUAUUUUUUUGUACUUCUGUGGGUUGUAUUGGUGUUCUGGUGUUUAGGCGCCUAACACUGGGUGCAGAGCUUGGAGGGCCAAGGAUUUGGGCUUGGGUUACCUCUCUGUACUUCAUGUUGCUUUGGGUUAUUUUUGUUGUUCUCUCUUCACUCAAAGUUUCUGGAAUCAUAUGAGAAAAUUUGUCAACUGUAAACUUAUCCCUAUUUUUUUCCAUAUUACCAAUUGAUGAGUGUAUUUUUUGUCAAUGUAUUUCCCUUCAAUCAAAGGGUAUUUGAA